AAUGUAAACGUGAGAUGCGUGAUUUGUAGUAAUAUAGUAUUUCCUGACUCAUUCACUUAAAAAGGGAAAAUAAUUCACAUUUUCCUCAAAAAUGAGGUUUUCAAAGAACCUACUAGUGUUCAUAGUGGUCAUUCUUGCUUAUAGCUAUGGUUUAGAAGAGAGUUGUCCAUCUAUGUGCAAGUGUACAGAAGAACAAGUUGAUUGUAUAAGUAGAGAUAUAGAAGAAGUUCCCGACUUUGAAUCCUUGACCAAUCAUCCACAAGUUAUUGAUUUAUCUGGCAACAAAAUAGCAAUGAUAGGUCCAUACGAUCUAUCGUUCGAGAAAAGCUAUAUGGUCAAAGAGCUAUAUCUCAACAACUCUGAAGUGAUAGACGUCGACAACGAGGCAUUCGACGAUUUGGAAAAUCUUCAGAUGCUUUACUUGGGAGAGAAUUUAUUGCGAGUGGUACCUGAAGACUUUGUCGGCGAGUUAACGGAAUUAAUCCUGUUAGAUCUCUCUGGAAAUCCCUUUGAAGGUAAAAUGCCCGUAGUACGAUCCGACUCAUUAGAAGUGCUUGCUUUAGCUAAAUGUCAAAUAACGGAAGUAACAGCAGAGGCCCUUACAUAUUUGCCGAAUCUCAGAUUGCUUUCUACUUCCAGAAAACAACAUUCAGUACAUAAACCCCGAUGUAUUCCAAGACGUGUCUGAAUACUUCUCCAUCAGGCUCUCCUACAACACCUGGGAAUGCAACUGUAGAACCAUGGAACUGUUUAGCUUUCUCGCAGACAAGAAAUACCUAGACCUGACAGAACCCUAUCAAUGUUCCACGAUUGAUGGUAAAAUGAUUAAUAUUCACGAUUUUCAGAAUAUGGAUGAGUUUAAAAAUGGAUGUAAUGCUACAGAAGAAGAAGCACUAGAGAGGAAGCAAACAAUUGGUAUAGGGAGUUUGUCGAGAGAAGAAAAAACAAACUCUAGUACACCUCUUGAAACAAACUCAAUAAAAAAUCGAACUGUUCGUGUUGUACAGGAAGAAAAUAUAAUAGUUAUCAAAGAUAAUGACAGUAAUCUUAUAUUUGGUGUAUCCUUAAACACUAUCCUAUAUCAAUUUUAAGCUUUUUGUCUGGCUUGAUUUUGGGGUUUUUUCUUAAUCAUUUUGUAAGGCGAAGACAGUACUUGGAAGAGUCUGAUAGUACCACAAAACUUAUUAUAGAAAAUAACGUGCCACAUUAGACUUUAUCAAUAAGAAAAAAAAUAUUUUUUAGUUAUCUCUUGUACAUGUCAUUUAAUACAUUUUUAAAUAAGCU
Molecule: messenger RNA, 1284 nt
Organism: Diabrotica balteata
Lineage: Eukaryota; Metazoa; Arthropoda; Insecta; Coleoptera; Chrysomelidae
Source: the annotation of a GenBank genome assembly